AUGGCAAAUUCUUUAAAACAUUUACUAAUUUCACCUACAUUUUUAUCUCCUUUAUCGCCUUCUAGAAAUUUAGCGAGUUUCCCGCGUUUCCCCAAAAGUGAAGGAGAUAAAAUAUUUAUACGGCAAAUAACCAGACCAAAGAAAGUUGCAAAAAAGUUAGAUUUUUCACAAACCAAAGAAAAUUUUAUUGCUAGAAGUAGUACCAAUCUUCCAGAUAUUAGAAUUGUAGAUGAUACUCGAGGGAAUGUGCAACAGAAAUUAAGGCAAAAUCAUAUUUUAAAUAUAAAUACUCCAGUUAAAUUAGAUUUAGUGAAAAAUGGUUUGGAAAAAUUCAAAAACAGUACCACGGUUUUAGGCAAGGGUACUUUUGGUACCGUUUUUAAAGGAUCACACAGAGGGGAAACGGUUGCAGUAAAAAUAGCUACAAAAGAAUGUUCUUCCAGAGAACAAAACGCACUAAACCUAAGCCACAAAAACAUCGUUAAAACCCUUGAAAUAGUACAAAAUGCAGAAAACAAUUAUCAAACUUAUAGUUUGAUAAUAAUGGAAUAUUUACCUAAGUGCAAAAGCCUUCAGGAGGUGCUGGAAAAUUUGCACGAAGAAAACUCUUCUACGCUGGAGCAAUUUGCCAUAGACAUUACAUCUGGAUUAGAUUAUCUACACAAAAAUGGAGUUUUGCAUUUGGAUUUAAAGCCUAAAAAUAUACUGCUAGUGGAACCUGGAAAUAUUUGUAAAAUUUGCGAUUUUGGAAAUUCUGCCAGAAUAGAUGAUAAUUUAGCGAAUUUCAGUCAUAAUGGAACUGUUAUUUAUACAGCUCCAGAAAUACUAUUAGGCAAACCACCAAGUGUUAAAAGUGAUAUUUAUUCACUUGGUUUAGUUUUUUGGCAAAUUGUCUAUCAAAAGAAUCCAUUUUGUGAAUACGACACCAUGGAAAGUAUCAUUUAUAAUGUAAGUAUGUAGGUACAUAUUUUAAUUUUUAUUAUAUGACUUUGAUAACUAAUUGCUAUAGUUAGGAUUAGUGGCCUUUGUGUCGAAAAAUUUGAAACUCUACUGGUAUCCAAGAUAUUUGUAUUGUAUAGAUAAAAUGUUUUACAUUACACGUAGGGUAAUGCUUAUUACUACAAUCGUAUGGUUACCUACGUGGCAAUAUUCCAUUCUUUAGUCAAACAGUAGGUAUGUAUAAUACACGACUCAUACCGCACUUAUAUUUUUGAAUAAUUGUAAAUCAACAAUAAGGUAGGUACUAAAAAUACUAUCCAGGGUUGCAGUUCCAAGGGCAUACCCAAGAUCUGAAAUAGGGGGGGGCUGACCAAAAAAAAAAAAAACAAUGGAUUUUGCAUUUCUCUUUUUAAUUACUAAAUUUUGACAUAACUCGCUUAAUUUUUACUUCAAUAACAAUUUUCUUGGAUUUGUCGCAAAUUUAUUUAAAACUUGAUUUUCAAAUUGCUCUCGAUUUGAUUUAAUUAAAUCAAGAUGCACACUCAUGAGACAUAAUCCUGUUAACCUUUCCUCUCCCAUGGUACUUCUCAACCAAGUCUUCACUCUUCGAAGAGUACUGAAGGAUCGUUCUACAGUGGCCGUGGUGCAUGGAAUUGUGAUUAAAAUCAAAAGUGCCUGUUUUAGGAUGGGAUAAAAAACAUCGUUCUCGUCGAGAAGGUCAGUUAUUUCGACGUCUUUUCGCUGGUCCUCAGUUGACUUUUUUUCCUUCCACAAAUUAUACCAUAGGUCCAUUUCCGCAGUAAUAUCGUCCAAUUUAUAAAACUGGGUAAAAUAUUGUGCAUUUUGUUCUACUUGAUUGGUUUCCAUGUCGAGCAUAUAUAAUGGAUGUAUUUUUGUUAAGGCAAACGCUGGAGUAUGUUCUUGAGAAAAGCGAAUAUUUAAAGAGGCUAUAAUUGAAUCCAGAUACGGUAUAAUUAACGAACGCUUCCAGUAGUCACUAUCACAGUCUGAUGGAGGAUUGUUUCUAUGUAUUUGCCUCUUGGUAAUUCGAGGGAUAGAAAUUUCUAUUUCCAAUUCCAAUGCAAAGUCUUGUGCUUUUUUAAGUACUUCAUCAAUAACUAGGUCGGCAUCUUCACGGUUUUUCUUCAGAACGUUAAGGAUUACGUUCAGAUGUUCUUGCAACUUAAUUAAAUCCAUAGUUUUUGCUUGCAAGGCAUUAACAACCGGCUCCAGUAAAGCUGAAUAUUUUGCAAUUAUAGUUAGGGCAACAAUUAGUGAGGGUUUGGUAACGGCGGCAUGCAACUGGUACGCAGAUUUUCUCGUGGCGUAGUUUCCUUCGAUAGAUAGUUUUUCAAGUGAUUUCACAAUUUCGAGGAAAUUUUGUGCAAAUAAGCGAAUACUUUUGUAUUUUUCAGACCAUCUAGUCUCACACAGUCGUGAUAGAUUAGGAGCGGAACUUCUGCGAGUGGUGGAUUCCCUGAAAAAGGUUAUAACAUCCUUUACGGUGGCAAUAGUGUUUCUAAUUUCCGGAACAUUAUUUGCAUCAUUGACAACAAGAUUAAUUUUAUGGUUUGAGCAAUGAAAAAAUAAUGCUCGUGUGUACUUUUUCCUUAAAAUCGCUUGUACGCCACCCUCUUUGCCCGCCAUCGUAGCGCAGCCAUCAAAACCAAGUCCUACACAACUAUGCGGUGAAAAAUUAUAGCUAACUAAAAAAUUGUCUAUUGCAUUGGCAAUUGCUGGGGCAUCCUGUGCUGUCAGCUCCACAAAACCCACAAAUUCUUCUCGGACUUUUUUUUUACUUUCAUCAUAGAAACGCAAGCCAAUGGAUAGCUGCUCCUUUCCUGAAACGUCGGCUGUCUCGUCGGCUAAAACUGUGUAGAACAUGGCUUUCUUUGCAUCAUUUAUCACACUCUCCCUAAUAACUUCGCCACAUAAAUAUAUGAGUUGGUUUUGUAUUUUUGGUGACGUAUAAACAGCAUUUCUACGACACUUUUCCAGGUGAUUCUUUAAUUUGAUGUCGCCUGACUCAACUCGGAAAUUCAUUAGAUCGAAAAAAACUCCCUCAUCUGCUUCUUUUCCUCGUAGAGGCAUAUCGUGUGUGCCACAGAAUACUACACAGGAAAUAAUAGAGGCCAAUAUUUGCUUGUUCUCUUCGAUUGUUUUUUGGUGGAAACUUUGAACUUGAAUGUCCACAGGUAUAUUUUCGAGAAAGGCCUUUGCAGCAGCAGAUGCAGAUUUGUGAAAGUUAUUGGUGGCAUGUUUACGACAAUCUUCGUGCAUAUUCCUAAACUUCGUAAAUGGUCUGAUCAUAAAUGAACCUAACACUCCCCUUACUGUGCCAGUAGAAGGAGGAAAUAAAACACAGUGCUUACACAGAGCACCCUUCAGUCGCUUGGAAUACACUAACCAUGGUGUGUAUUGAUCUAACCAAGCAUAAUUAAAUUUUCUUCGCAAAUGACUGGCAUCGGCUGCAAAAUCGUAAUUCUUGGGUGGAACCCACGGAUUUUUUAACAACUCUUUUUUUCUUUCCAUCGUCAGGUGAAAUGUUUGUCCUACAUAACGACCCAAGUCAUUUUCGUGGCAACCAUCAUUCUCUUCAAUUUUGGGAUUGACUACAGAGCCAGAUGUUGACGGUAAAGAUUCUAAAUUAGGAGCAGUGACUUUGUUAGAUCUCAAAGAAUUUAGCGGUUGCUCAGAUUCAGAUUCAGUUUUAGAUGGGCUUGGCGAUGAAAUUUGAUCAUUGUUAUCAUCGCUCCCGCUGCUACUGUCAUGUUCUUUUUUCCUCUUGAGAGUUUUAGUAGCUG
Messenger RNA from Ceutorhynchus assimilis (cabbage seed weevil), 3743 nucleotides. The record is from the annotation of a GenBank genome assembly. NCBI's taxonomy places the organism in Eukaryota, Metazoa, Arthropoda, Insecta, Coleoptera, Curculionidae.